This is a messenger RNA of Vitis vinifera (wine grape), 1302 nucleotides long. Its product is annotated as probable carboxylesterase 120. NCBI's taxonomy places the organism in Eukaryota, Viridiplantae, Streptophyta, Magnoliopsida, Vitales, Vitaceae. Gene Ontology annotation, molecular function: hydrolase activity. The transcript has a single exon. Bases 530 to 1183 code for a protein of 217 amino acids. The record is from RefSeq and is a predicted model, not a curated record.
UUAAAAUUUUAUAGAUAAUUAAUUAUAAUUUAUUUUUAUUAAAUAUACUAAUCAUAAUUAACAUCGAAAUGUCAUAAUUUUUAUUAAAUAUUUCUCUGCUAUUUUAAUGUGAAUACUAAUAGAGUGAUAAUCCAAAGAGUCUAUACUUUCGCUCAUUACCAGACUACCCACAAAUAUUACAACGAUCAGCAUGUCAGAUUAUCCUGCAAUACCUAAACCCACCGUCAACUUCAAUGACUAUCUCAAGAUGAUCAACAACCCCGACGGCUCCAUCAACAGGCUCAUCACCUUACCCACCACCGCUGCAUCACCUGAUCACACCACCCACUGCCCAGUGCGCUCCAAAGAUGUCACCAUCAACCCAGAUAAGAACAUUUAGGUCAGGAUUUUCCUGCCCCGGGAAGCACGGGAUACUUCCCCUGGUGCCGCUGGAGCUGCAAGAAAGCUGCCCCUCAUCGUUUACUUCCACGGCAGCGGUUUCGUGAUCUGCAGCGCCGCUGACACCGUUUUUCAUGAUCACUGCGCUCAUAUGGCGGCGGAGAUCGGUGCGGUCGUCGUCUCCGUGGAGUACAGGCUGGCGCCUGAGCACCGGCUUCCGGCAGCCUACGAGGACGGAGUGGAGGCGCUGCACUGGAUCAAGAGAGGCAGAGAGGCUUGGGUGUCGGAGCAUGCUGAAGUGUCACGGUGUUUUCUCAUGGGUAGCAGUGCGGGAGCAAACCUAGUGUACUUCGCGGGUAUACGUGUGGCGGAUUCAGUUGCAGAUCUUGAGCCGUUGAAGAUCAGAGGGUUGAUCUUGCACCAUCCAUUUUUUGGUGGGAUCCAGAGAACUGGGUUAGAGUUGAGGUUGGAAAAUGACGGUGUACUGUCUCUGUGUGCUACUGAUCUGCUGUGGCAAUUAGCACUGCCCGAGGGUGUUGACCGUGAUCACGAGUAUAGCAAUCCGAUGGCGAAGAAAGCCUCAGAACACUGUUCAAAGAUCGGACGGGUGGGGUGGAAGUUGUUGGUGACGGGCUGUGAGGGAGAUUUGUUGCAUGACCGCCAGGUGGAGUUCGUCGAUAUGUUAAAGGCAAAUGGGGUAGAGGUGGAAGCAGAGUUCGUGAGGGGAGAUUACCAUGUGAUAGAGCUCUUUGAUUCCUCCAGAGCUAAGGCCUUGUUUGGCGUUGUCAAAAAUUUCAUGGCUUAGAAAUAGUUUAUGGCCUUGUCAACUUCUCUGCUGAUUUUACCUUUUGGAUUGAAUGUAAGUAUGUAACACGCUUAUCCAAUAAAAUAAAUAAAAUUUAACUGCUUUUAAAGUGCGUUUAA